Lingula anatina is the source of this 1183-nucleotide messenger RNA. RefSeq lists its product as uncharacterized. The record is from RefSeq and is a predicted model, not a curated record. Gene Ontology annotation, molecular function: RNA binding. Lineage: Eukaryota; Metazoa; Brachiopoda; Lingulata; Lingulida; Lingulidae.
GAUUCUUGAGGUGUGGAGCAUGCAAAAGCCCUUACUGUAGUCCUGCCUGCCAGAGGGAAGACUUCUCUGAGCACAAGGUUCAGUGUAAGACAAUCAGGGAAACUGCAGAAUUAGCGGCACGGUUUGAAGUUAGCGUUGAUGAUGAAAUGCAGUAUUUAGUGGGAGAAUUACCACAGGUUUCUCUUGGUGAUCCUACUGCCAGGGUCAAGUCACCUCUCAAGAGUAUGACUGAGAGUUCUGACACCCUUCCACAGAGAGCUGAGAGAUCUGACCCCCUUCCACAGAGAGCUGAGAGGUCUGACACCCUUUCACAGAGAGCUGAGAGAUCUGACCCCCCUCCAAGCACCAGGGGUGGGCCAGAGAAAUACAUGAGUGCCAAAAUGACCAGAGUGAGCCUCCCACUCCAGAAGAAAUGCCAAGUGAAAAUCAUAGAUCUCAGCAGUCCCUCUGACCUGUGUGUGAUAUUCCCAGACAGUGUUCCCCAACUUGUCAAACUAAUACAGGACAUGAAGGAGUAUUACAGUGGUACCACUAACAUUGGUCCGGGUGCCUAUGUACCAUCAGUGGGUGAGGUAUGUGCUGUCCAGUAUGCAGUGGACAGUGGUUGGUACCGGGCAAUGGUGGAGGAGAUCACACUAAAUGGCCAGGUGAGGGUGAGAUAUCAAGACUAUGGCAAUGUGGAGGAGAGACCAGUGAUGUAUACCAGGAAACUGCUGCCAGAGUUCACACAGCUGCCACUACAGGGUAUGCGUUGCUGUAUAGCUAAUGUAGCGCCAGUCCAAGGAAGUGACUGGAGUGACCAUGUGACCAGUGAGCUGAAAACAGUUGUAGACAGUCUGGGAGGGAAGUUUGACGUCGUUUGUGAACAAGUUGUUAAUGGAAUAAGUCACAUACAGCUGCUGACAGAGGAAGGAGGAAAUGUUGGAGAGGCCUUGAUCUACCAGAAUAUGGCAAGACAGUCUUCAGAGGAAGUGUUGUAUGAUGCUGCCCUGGCAACUUCCUCAGCAGAGACUGAACAGAAUAUGGCAAGGCAGUCUUCAGAGGAAGUGUAUGCUGCUGCCAUGGCAACUUCCUCAGUAGAGACUGAACAAAAUAUGGCAAGGCAGUCUCCAGAAGUGCCGUAUGCUGCCCAGAAGACAACCCUCUCUGUGGAAUCUGAACAGUGGGGACAGUCACCAAACAG